GGAGGGGAGAGAGAGAGAGAGGGAGGGAAGGAAGGAAGAAAGGAGAGAGGGAGGAAGGGAGGGGAGCUGAGCUGCCGCCGCCACCACCAGCCACUCUGUCGCUUUGCUUUCUGCAGCUGGUGCCGAGGAGGGGGCAGCCGCCGGCAGGCGUCCCAGCAUGCUGAAAGUCACCAUGCCCUCCUCCUCCUCUUCCUCCUCAUCCUCGUCCUCCUCCGGCUCCUCGGCUGCCGGUCGCCCCGGCUCCGCUACGUCCGAUUACUGGAUCGACGGCUCCAACAAGGACACCCUGGCCCACUACUUCGAGCUGGAGUCCGAGCUGGGACGUGGGGCUACAUCCAUUGUCUACAGAUGCAGGCAGAAAGGGACCCAGAAACCUUACGCCGUCAAAAUGUUGAAGAAGACAGUAGACAAGAAGAUUGUCCGCACAGAAAUCGGAGUUCUUCUUCGCCUUUCGCAUCCAAACAUUAUAAAACUGAAGGAGAUAUUUGAGACUCCUACAGAAAUCAGUCUGGUUCUGGAAUUGGUUACAGGUGGAGAACUAUUUGACAGGAUUGUGGAAAAGGGUUACUACAGUGAACGAGAUGCUGCUGAUGCUGUUAAACAAAUCCUGGAGGCAGUUGCUUACCUGCAUGCAAAUGGCAUUGUGCAUCGUGACUUGAAGCCAGAAAAUCUACUCUAUGCAACACCAGCACCAGAUGCACCACUAAAAAUUGCUGACUUUGGACUUUCCAAGAUUGUGGAAGAUCAGGUGACCAUGAAGACAGUUUGUGGAACUCCAGGGUACUGUGCACCAGAGAUACUACGGGGAUGUGCCUACGGCCCUGAGGUGGACAUGUGGUCUCUGGGGAUUAUCACCUACAUCCUACUUUGUGGCUUUGAACCAUUUUAUGAUGAAAGGGGAGAUCAGUACAUGUUUAAGAGGAUCCUGAACUGUGAAUAUGACUUUGUGUCCCCCUGGUGGGAUGAUGUUUCCCUGAAUGCCAAGGAUUUAGUUAAAAAGUUGAUUGUUUUAGACCCCAAGAAACGCCUCAGCACUCUACAGGCUUUGCAGCACCCAUGGGUCACAGGGAAGGCAGCAAACUUUGCACAUAUGGACAAUGCACAAAAGAAACUUCAAGAAUUCAAUGCCCGGCGUAAACUUAAGGCUGCAGUAAAAGCCGUGGUGGCAUCAACUCGCCUCGGCAGUGCCAGCAGUCACAGCGCACAUGACAGCAACAAGCCCAGCCAUAACCCAUCUCCCGUCCAUGAUGGCAAACCUGAAGAGAAACCCACUCAGGACGAAGAAGCAGCUCCAGAAUAAAUGUCUUAAGUUAAUGUGCUUCCUUGUAUCAGCUGAGAUUUGUCAUUUCAUACACCAGCUAACUUGUCAUUCAGCAAGAGAGAUUCGUAAGCUUGGCCUCUCUGGUUCUGCUUUGGGGUGCCAAAUGCACUGGCUGGUGAUCCUAUCUUCAAUGCAUGUGACUGCUUAUGAAAAUAGUAAACUGUUCCAUAAGGCAUGUCAUGGAAACAGUGUUAUUUGCAGUAAUACUGGCAGGUAAAAACAUGGGGAUUAAAAACUACCUACCAUAAUGCAUAUACUUCAUAUACAUCUAUCUAGUGUUUCUAGAUGGCGUUUGAAACAAAAUACUAUUUAAUUUUGUUCUGUGGAAGUAGUGUCUUCUGUAUGUCAUGAGUUUCUUUGAACUGCUUCCUUCGAGAUUCAUAGUCCUGCAGCAGACGAAAUGGAAGGAAAUACUAAGCCAAUGCUUUUAAAACUGAUGUACAAAAUAAUGCUUUUUAUGUGUAAUAUUCAAAAAGUAUUUGGGGAUUUAUAUGCAAAAAACAUUCCACUACUUCUGGGAAGAAAUUAUAAUGUUAGUUCCACUGGGCAUUAAAAUGUACAUUGCUCAUGCUUGUGUUAGGAAUGCCUUAUUCUGACUUUUCCUGUUUAUAUACAAUAUUUUAAUGACAACCAAAAUUACUCAGACUUCUACCAUUUCAUUCUCUAGGAAAGUGUUAGCAAAAUAAAACAAUAGACUAAAAGAGGAUUCGAGUAGAUGCAAAUUUUUGAAAUACCAUUAUAUUUACUCAUUAAAUUCUAAACUGUGCAGCUAGAAGACAUUUUUAUAGGGCCUAAGAGAAUAAUCUGCGAUUAUACAAGUUGUAAAUGCUUGAAGGAAGACAUUCCACAACUUAAUUAUUUUGCUCUGGGGAAACACUCUUAAACAAGGUCUCGGAGCAAGUAGUAUAAUCUAGUUGCUUCCCAGAUUGUUCAGCCUCAUGAGUAACCAGUUUCCACUUGUCAGCAAAUUUGUCCAGGUUUUCCUAACAAAGGACCCCUCCUACAAAAUGAUCCACCAGCACAUAUCUUGCAUCCACCCAGAGCUCCUGUGUUUUAAGUUAAAAGCUGUGUGCAUGGAUCAGCUUGAAAAAUUAGGGUCAGGCUCUUCAGCUAUCUUGAUUUUUUUGUUGAACAUAAUUGAUGGGAGUUGAAAAACUUAACAUGGGUCAGUAUUUAUGACCAUUUACAUGUGUUUGUUAUUACUUCAAUAGCAUGUGAAUUUCGUAUUGUUACCAAUAUAUUACAGAAAUGGCAAAAAGAAUCUGAUGUAGAACAAUGUCAUUUGUAUUUGUUAAACUUUUUAACACCAAUAGUUACCUAAUACCCUAAUACGCUCAACAUUCUUCUUUGCUUUGUUUUUAUGUCAAUUUAGGCCUUGCACAACUUGCCUUGAAAAAUUAUAAUAUAUCAGCUACUGAAAAAACAAGUCAUGGAUAAAACAUUUAGUAGCUACAUUUCCUGAUGAAAUUAAAAGGUAAUGCAAUGUUAUUCAUAUGGUAGGUUUGAUAAAUAAAAUGUAAGCUAGAGUAAUAUAAAAAGGAAGAUUAAAUACUGUCUUUACUAGGUGAGAAUUCAUGCAAAUGACUGUAUUGUACUUGAGAAUUUUAUCCAUGUCUUGUAACUCUUCAAACUUGUACAAUAAGGUUUGUUAAUUAAGCACAGUUAGAAAUUUAAAGUACAUGCAUCCAUCCUUUUCCCAGGUGACACACUUUGAGGUCUGCUGAAACAGCUGUUGGGGCAUGGCAGCUGUGAACAGGCCAGCAAGACACUUUUGCAGAUUUUCCCUUGAAAACAAGUACAGUAAGACAAAUCACUUUGGAGAAGGUGAUAGGUACAUACAUCUGUCUCACUUCUUACUAUCUUUCUUAUCUCCUGUGAGGUGACUGCAGGACAAGUGCAUUUCUCAGCCAGAGGUCUCCUCCCCUGGUUACAAUGGUGAAACCAUCCAAGUUUGGUUGGUGGGGAGGUUUGGCAGGAGAAGUUGAAUUUCUGUAAGAUUUCCUCCUUUAUUUAGGAUAAUUGCUUCUAAUCUGCAGAAGUGGAGCCAGCUGCACAGUCAUUGCAUAUCUAUGAGUGCUUGAGCAGAAAUAUCUUCAUCUGAGGCAUAGUUUAUUGAGCUGAAAAGUAGUCCCAGCUGAUUCUUAAAGUUAUUCUCUGCUAAAUUAUACCAUAGCAUAUCAUAAAUAUGAACUGAUGCUAUUCAACUGGAGACCUCUCUGUGACAGCAUGAUCUCAGAGGCAGCUCAGUCUUGUGCGUAAAGGCUCCAGGGCUUCAGUUGUUUUUGCUUAGUUUUCUUUUAUUAUGCUUAGUAUGAAACAACCAGGAUGUAUGUGCUGAACGAAUUACCAAUAUGUGACUCAGUAAAGUAGUAUGCCCGAUUUAUGAAUGACAAAAGUAUACAGAAGGAAGAGCAGUGUCAGGGCGUAUGCAUGUAACUAAAGUGUUAUGUGCUUUUUUUUUUUUGUCUGAAAAAUCACAUUGUGGUGGCAUCUGUCAUAAUUUAGACUUGGGAGUGCAACACCAGUGUCUUACUGUGGCAGAAAAAUAUAAACACGCCGAAAAACUGCUGGAGGUGGAUUAGUUCCACAUCUGUGAUUAUAAACCAGGUAGAAAAUUACUGAUGCUCUUUUCUGUUGAAAUCCUAAGCUUUAAGUUUUUAAUAUGUUCAACACAUGAGCAAAGUCCUUCAAGUGCAAAAGGGGGAACCUUGCCAUCAUUUUGAAGUUUUCAAACUUAGCAAAACUUUUCCUUUAGAGUCAUAUUGUAGUAUUAGCCAAUUAAAAUAUAAUACGCGAAAGCUGGGCUGAGGAUAUGAUGGCUGUUAAAUGGCUAACAAUGUACUGCCUGUGCACAACAGGGUUUUUUACAAGUUCAGAAAUAUUCACUCCAAAGUAGAACAGGUUUCCUGUCAUUUUGAACACUUUUGCUUGUACUUUUGUGGAUGACACCGUAGAUUGCACUGCAUGAGCCCAGUGCUGGUUUGUUAGCUGAAAUUUGUACCUUGCAUUGUGCAAACAUGCUCUAAAGACACAGACACACCAUAAUCAAACUUUUAAAUGCCAAAGCAUCAACAGAAAAUGUUGUGAUACAGUGUGUACUUCAGAAGAAGGGUACUAAGAGCUCUGUCCCCACAAGCAAGCAGGCUGUUGGGCACAUGGAGAGGAGUGACAAAAACUGGACAGCAUCCCCUCUACAAGGAUCCCAUGCCUUGGUGAAUAAAUCAAAGUCCUCUGCAAAACCAUGGGGUUCUAGAGCAAGAUAAAUCAGUGACCAAAACAUUUUUGGAAAGGGCUAUCAGCAGGGUGAAGCAUAGAUGCCGCUGUCAGCCCGGGAGGAAGUGAGGACAACACAGCAUUUUCUGCAGCCCAGCAGCAGGGAAAGGAAAGAGGAUGCUAGAGCUGUCAGCAUCCAACUUAGAAGAUGGGUAGCAGUAUCUGCUAAGCAGCAAAUGCAGGAGGACUCUGGAGAAUAAAUACCCAUUUCCAAGUAACGAUUAACUGUCCCUCAGCUCCCACACAUAUCUAGGACAUGCUGUUACCCAGAACCAUACAGUGCAGUUCUUGGGAGCUUUUUCAGAGUGACAUAGGAAAGUGUAGGGGGAGGAAUCUCAGCAGGUCCUUGCACAGUGUCCUGGACAUUGCCUGCUUACAGACUGAUGGAUGCUCACAAGUCUCAGUGCAGUGCCUUGACCCCUGUUUGUGCAGAGGCUGUGUAUUUCUCCUGGUGAAAAGACUGUUUUGUGUGAUUGAGUCUGCCUUGUUGCUGCUCAGGUUACAAGUGUAUAGCUCAUGUAGGCUUGGCGUUUAAGUAGCAAAAAGUGUCUCCUAAUGUAGAAGAAAAGCAGGAAUGAAGCUGACCAAGAGAGAUGCACAGCUGUGCCUGGAGAACAAUGACAGGGAUACAAGCAAGUCCAGAAGAUACCAAAGGUAAACAAAGAGACAGCUCAGAACACCCUUAAAGUGGCUUUAUAAAACAAAAACAAUGAGCAUUACUCAGCUGGAACUAAAACCAUAGUGUUUAACAUUCUUGUAUACGCGAAUCAUCACUGGGUGAAAUUCAGUGUAAUGGAUAUCAAGGUAUGAAAGAUUAAUAAAUACAGUGGUUACUGAGUUUUCCCCAGUUCUGGCUUCUUCAUACCAAGACACAGCUAGGAAAAGAGUGCUUCAGUGCCCUCAUCCUUUUGCAUGCUCAGGACAUGGGCCAAAGUGGGGUAACAUGACAAGUACAGCAUUUUGUAAUGGGUUAGAGCUGCACUAAAUUGCACCAGAGACCCCUGCCCAGCAAUGCUCCAUCCACAGCUCAUAUGACUGAGAACUGUCAAUCUAAACCUUAACUUGUAUAUCAGAAAGAUGUUUACUGGCCAAGGUGUAUUAAACAGCAUGUCUUUGCUCCUGUUAAAUAGCAUAGAGCUCCUUCUGUAGUAUCAGCUACGUUUUUGUGUCUGCUAAGAAAUUACAGCAUUCUUCAGUGUUAUAUGGUGAUACAUUAAGAGCUUAAAAGAAAAGUAUAUUUUCUGUUUUGACAUUUUACACUUUUCAAGAACAAGUGUUAGCAUGCAUUCAUGGCCAAAUGGCUUGUUGUUUUUCUUCCCCUUUAUGCUUGGUCUUUUUUUCCUGGCUGUGGAUCCUAUGGGACACUGAGGAAGAGCUGUUAGCUGCCGGUCAGUGGGAGAAGAACCAUCUGACUCUUGGCUGCAGCUGCACUGCCCUGACAAAUCUGCUGUUGCCCUUGGGUCUGUCAGAUGGUUUUGCUCCUGCUCGUUGAGUUGCUUGUGCUCCCAAAAGAAUCUGUGUUUUACUGGCCAACUAUAAAUAUGUUCCUCUGUGAGCCACCCUUGCUGUGAUAAGUCAUCAUCACUCAGUACCGAGGGAAAGGUGUUUCUCUUUUCCCUUCCUGUUUCCUAGAGUCAUGCUGUUUUCUGGUGCCUUCUGUUUCCUUUCUCAAGAACCUAUACCAGGCUGACAGAAAUAGACCAGUGCUGUGCAACAAACGCCAGACAGAAGAAGAAAAGUAUUCAGUUCCUUGAGCUAGUUUCUCAGUAGAAAAUGAAGGCACCUGGGCUGCUGGAGGCACUUUGGUUGUAUAAGCUGCUGAUGCUGGGGGUGAGGGCUUCAGAGCAAAGUGGCACAAGAACAGCAACACACCAGGUUCUGCUCCUCAACACCAGAAAGCUCCUUCAUCAACAAUAUCUUUUUGGUGGAGAAGAUGUUUAGUAGAGGUUUAGUCCAAUCCAAAGAAGGACAUCAGGCUUAGGAACUCUGAAAAAUACAGUGUGUGCUAUGACCAAUGAUCUUCUUAAUAUCAUUUACUUAGUACUGCUUGAUAUAAUUAUUAUCAUAUUUUUAUGCAGUGUUGCCACAGGAAAUAGCUAAGUCAGUUCAUAACACUUGGUCCCAUAUAUUGUCUGCAGCUGUAAGUAAUGAUCUGCUUCAUAGUACAGAACUACGUGGAGCCAAUCAUUGAAUCUGCAUAUGUACAUACAGGGGAAGUCUAUUGAAGAGAAAAAAUACUGUAAUUCUUAUCCCCAUGCUGGGUGGAUCUGGGAUGGCUCUUCUAACUGAAAUCACUGUGUCGUAGACUGGAGGCAGUUAUUCUGGUAACUCAAAAGCUGGGGCAAGCCAUUGGGUGUGAUUUACAGCUGCCAAUGGCAUGUGAUCUUUCCCAGAGACAAUAUGCUCCAGUAGCCUCUGGGUCAUAUUUAUUCAUCUACAGAACUGUGCAUGGGUCUGCUUAAUUCUCAGCCUUCAGUAUCAUCUUCCAUGUACUUUUGAGCUACUCCUUCUGAAAUAAAGCUUUUUCAUAAGUUAAUUGUGCAUAGGUGCUGGGCACCACACUAACUGUGACAAGUCAAUGUUAUUUUAAUCCUGCUCAAGGAAUUCUCUCUCUCCCUCCUGGAUGAGCCAGAGAAGCUGUAGGUUUUGCAGAUCUCCAGUGAUCAAAUUACUUUAUCAAGUUACUGUACUUAACUAACCAAACAGGGUACAUGAAGAGUAGAGUGGAAAGACUCCUGGUGGUUGAAGAGCCAUAUAGCUGAGGCACUGCUGUUAAGCUUUGUGUUACACUCCUGCCUGAAAUUAACCAUAAUGAUGAGCCCAAUUGGCCUCAUCACAGCAGUAAAGGCACUCAUGAGAAUAUCUGUGCAGAUUAAGGCACAGUUUUUGUAGUCAUUAACCACAAAACCCUCCAAAAUUUAGCUCCAAAUAGCUGUAUUGCACUGUGAGAAAUUACAGCUACUGUACCUGCAAGAACCAAGCUACCUGGGAACAAACAUCCCAAGGCAUGAUUUUGUUACUUACAAAUGCUAACUUUGCAUGAAUGAGCACAACCACCAACACAAAUCCCUAAGUACCUCCAAACAAUAAGCACCCACAACAAAAAGAAGCAGGGGAUUUUGCUAAAGAGCACACCAAAGAGAGCUUCUUGGCUUUGUCUGGACAAGAAAUAGGGUGAAAAGUGUUUUCUCCAAGGUCUCAGGUUCCCUGAUUUCUGUUCUUUUCCAGACAUUGCCAUCAGCCAGGUUAAUGAAAGUAGCACAAAUAUCCAAUGCCAGCCUCCUCUAGAUGGAAAAAUGUCACCACUGACCUCAUUUUUCAUUUCUAAGACAUCAAAGCUGGUUUGUUUGCACUAUUAAUAUGGCUUCCAGUCUCUUCCUCAGCUUGCUAUGGAGUCUGAAGUAGUUUUUAAUGCUGAACGGGAGUUUGUCCAGAAACAUUUUGUGAAACCAAGCAAAUGGACUGUAUGCAUAUUUAGAAAAAAAUACCUUUGAAGAGUUUUCUAAAUUCUGCUGCAGCAGUGUCCUCCCUGAGAAGUGUCAUACUUGGGAAUGAUGUUGCAACCACCAGCCUACUGCCCUCAGCGUAGUGGUGGAUGCCUUGUUUGCCCCUCUCAAAUUUACCAUCUUUGCUGCAUGAAAACAGUAAUUACAAACUAAGAGAUUUUUUGCUGAUAGUAAUUAGAAACAAAAACAGUUAAACUACUAGCUCCUGAGAGCUAACUCCAGCUGUGUCUUCAUGCUAUUGUGCACAACAGGAACCACUUCCUUUUUCACACCACAUGUACAUGAGAAGUCAUGCUAGUACUUCUGAUUAAAUAGCAGCAAUUUCAUAUAGUGUUCCAUAAGGGACAUUGUUUUGGAGUUUGGUUGUUUUGAGUUUUGUUUUCUUCUUUUUUUUUUUUUUUCAGAACACCCGGUAUUGAGAGGCCUAUGCUUGUGAGAAAAUUAACUUUGCAGUGAUUAGGUGCUCAGGGAGAAAGGAAAAUGGAGAUGUUGAGGGUGAACCACAGUCCCUCAGACUAAGAUAAAUAGCAUGGUCUUUCAGAACAGGUUGAUCCCACUGACGAGGGAGUGGGAGAAGUGGGGGAAGAGACAGUGAGCCUUUCUCACCUGAGCAAGGAGUUUGUUAGGCCCAAGGAGCUGUAUACCACCAUGCCCCAAGGAGCUACACCACCAUGCCCUUGUAAGCCUGGGAAGCAACAAACAGAGUCUGGCUGGCUGCUCCAGACCCACAAUAAGGAAGUUAUCAGCUUAAGCUGGUUUUAACCUGAAGAGAUGUGAUACAUUAAGGGCUUAUGUCUGGCUUAGCCGUGGUUUGGAGGCUCCUGGUGAGUCUCAGCUUUGAGUCUGGAUGAGGACUAAGACCAUAAGCAGAGAUUUUUGUGCUUCGGUUAAUUCAAGAGGAAUAUAUGCUGGAUGGUUAGGGUAUGUGCUAAUGCUUUCAAGACAAACAGAAAAAUGGUGCUAUUGACUUGUAACACAAAGAUUUUUAUAAGCCUGUUACAGAAGCUUAUUGAUCUCAGAGAAAUGACAGCUGGACUCUUAAUAACAAUUAAAAAUGUCAUAUAUCUAUCAGACUUCCUCCAGUCAGCUCCAUGUCCUGUGUACCUGAUUCCUUUUACUGCUUAAUGUGUUAAGAAAUCCCGUCCUGUCCGCACUGUUUGCUUGUACUAGCAAAGAUGUUAGCAACUAGAUAACUGUACACUUUUACUUCAGACUAAGCCUAUUUGUGUAGUAAAUUCUCUGAUACUGUGCAAAUGAACCAGAGAGAAAUUUGAACCAGAGAAAAACUGACAGUUAUGUUGUUUCAUUGUAUUGUAUUUGGGACCAAUGUACCUGCUUGUGUGCCUGCAUGGAAAUGCUGAUAAGCCAUGGAAAUAUGCUCUGAUGGUGGGAAGUCUAUUUUUAAUAAGUGUGUUGCAUGACUGAUCUGAUACUAAAUAAACCAGUAAAUCUAGAAA
Molecule: messenger RNA, 9557 nt
Organism: Columba livia (rock pigeon)
Lineage: Eukaryota; Metazoa; Chordata; Aves; Columbiformes; Columbidae
Gene: CAMK4
Product: calcium/calmodulin dependent protein kinase IV
Exons: 11
Coding region: 158-1300 (380 amino acids)
Biological process (GO): protein phosphorylation
Molecular function (GO): calmodulin binding; calcium/calmodulin-dependent protein kinase activity; ATP binding
Source: RefSeq, a predicted model, not a curated record